ACACAUGGGCGUGACUGACGUGUGGAUCUUUGUGUGUGGAUGUUAACAGUAGCGGCUCAAGAUCGCUUCCAGAACUGCGCGCAGAACUCAGAACCGCAACCAUGUUUGUCUUAGUUUCCAUUGUGGCUUUACUGAUCGCUUAUUUUAUUAUUCACAGGGUUUUUGUGCACAGGAGGACUUUCAAUGGCACAACUAAACUCUACGGGAAAACCGUCAUCGUUACGGGUGGGAACACUGGCAUUGGAAAGGCGACUGCGGCAGCGAUGGCCACGAGAGGAGCGCGAGUGAUUCUGGCCUGUCGCAGUAAACAGAGAGCAGAAGAAGCUGUAGGAGAUCUCAUACAGGAAACUGGGAAUGACGGCAUCAUCUUCAUGCAACUCGAUCUUGCCAGUCUGAAAUCUGUCCGAGCUUUCGCUGAAAACUUCCUGAAGUCUGAGUCCAGACUAGACCUGCUCAUCAAUAAUGCAGCUUUGGCCUCUCCUGGAUACACUGAAGAUGGUCUUGGCAUGAUCCUCGGUGUCAAUCACAUCGGCCCGUUUCUGUUGACCGAUCUUCUGCUGGAUCGUCUCAAGGAAUGCGCACCCAGCCGAGUGGUGAACGUGUCAUCUUGUGGUCAUGAUCUGGGCACCAUUGAUUUCGACUGCAUCACCACACACAAGAGACUGGCUCUGGGCUCAUCCGAUGCAGAUUUAUUCAAGGCAUAUACCCACAGCAAGCUCUGUAACGUUCUCUUUACGCACGAACUGGCCAAGAGACUGAAGGGAACCAGCGUGACCUGCUACAGUCUCCAUCCAGGGUCAGUAAGAUCAGAACUGGGUCGUGAUAUCAACGAAUGGCACACACGCAUCAUCAAGGCCUUUGUUAGUAAGCUGGGGGCCACAGACACGGUGUCUGGAGCUCAGACGACACUGUACUGUGCUCUGCAGGAGGACAUCGAACAUCUGAGUGGACGAUAUUUCUCCGACUGUCAGCUCGUUCAGGUCAAACCUGAAGCCAGAGACGACGGUAUCAGCAAAAAACUGUGGGAAAUCAGCGAGAAAUUGUCUGGCAUGGCUUGAUCAAACACUCGAGC
This is a messenger RNA of Triplophysa rosa, 1072 nucleotides long. It is a transcript of the gene dhrs13l1, whose product is annotated as dehydrogenase/reductase (SDR family) member 13 like 1. The transcript is spliced from 5 exons. The record is from RefSeq and is a predicted model, not a curated record. Bases 102 to 1058 code for a protein of 318 amino acids. Lineage: Eukaryota; Metazoa; Chordata; Actinopteri; Cypriniformes; Nemacheilidae.